Poecilia reticulata (guppy) is the source of this 7415-nucleotide messenger RNA. It is a transcript of the gene med13a, whose product is annotated as mediator complex subunit 13a. Gene Ontology annotation, molecular function: transcription coactivator activity. The record is from RefSeq and is a predicted model, not a curated record. Gene Ontology annotation, cellular component: mediator complex. Lineage: Eukaryota; Metazoa; Chordata; Actinopteri; Cyprinodontiformes; Poeciliidae. Gene Ontology annotation, biological process: positive regulation of transcription by RNA polymerase II.
AUGAGUUCUUGUUUCGUACCGAACGGGGCCAGCUUGGAGGAUUGCCAUUCCAAUCUAUUCUGUCUGGCUGACUUGACGGGGAUCAAAUGGAAGAAGUUCGUGUGGCAGGGUCCCACCUCCGCCCCCAUCCUCUUCCCGGUGACGGAGGAGGACCCCAUCCUGUGCAGCUUCAGCCGCUGCCUUAAGGCCGACGUGCUGAGCGUGUGGCGGCGCAGCCAGCGGCAGGGCUGGAGGGAGCUGUGGCUCUUCUGGUGGGGGGACGACCCCAACUUCGCCAACCUGAUCCACCACGAGCUCGCAGCCGAGGACGACGACCUGUGGGAGAACGGCCUUUCCUACGAGUGUCGCACUCUGCUGUUCAAAGCCAUCCACAACUUGCUGGAGCGCUGCCUCAUGAACCGCAGCUUUGUGCGCAUCGGCAAGUGGUUCGUCAAGCCCUAUGAGAAGCACGAGAAGCCCAUCAACAAGAGUGAGCACUUGUCCUGCGCUUUCACCUUCUUUCUGCACGGCGAGAGCAACGUGUGUACCAGCGUGGAGAUCAACCAGCACCAGCCCAUCUACCACCUCACAGAGGAGCACCUAGCUCUGGCCCAGCAGGCGUCCAGCCCAUUUCAAGUCAUCCUGAGUCCGUUCGGCCUGAAGGCAACACUGACUGGCCAGUCGUUUAAGAUGUCAGACCCCCCCACACAGAAGCUGAUCGAGGAGUGGAACCAGUUUUAUCCCAUCAGUCGCAGUAACAAGGAGGGCUCUUCAGAGGACAAGCCUGAGGACAUGGACUGGGAGGAUGAUUCUCUGGCCUCUGUAGAGGUCCUCGUUGGUGGGGUGCGUAUGGUCUACCCAGCCUGCCUGGUGCUUGUACCCCAGUCAGAUAUCCCCGUCAUGGCCCCUGUGGGGUCCUCUCACUGCACUGCCGUCUACCCGGGUGGUCACCAAGUGCCUGCUUCCCAGCGAGAGCCUGCCAUGUCAUUGGUGACCCUCACCCCUCCCACGUCACCCGAGGAGGCGCACACAGUGGAUUCUCAGUCGGCCCAGAAGUGGGUCAAGAUGCCAUCAUCAUCUGACGCAUUCAGCGUGGACAGAACAAGUCACCAUGGAGGGAAGAUUCCACGCAGGCUGGCCCGUCAGGUGGUGGAGCGUGUCUGGCAAGAGUGCAAUAUCAACAGAGCGCAGAACAAGCGGAAGUUUCCAACUGCGUCCAACGGUAUCUGUGAGGAAGAGGAGGUGGAGAAGGUAGGAGCCUGGGACUUUGUGGUGCCUUCACAGAGGUCCUACUGCAGCUGCUCCAGACACAAAUCAGGAAAGCAGCGAACAGGCAGCACUCCGGGCCAAACCCAGUCGACGGGUCAGCCCUCCCAGCCUCCGACCAAGCACAAAACUGGAGGAGAGAAGCCAGAGAAGCAGCAGAAGAGACCCCAAAUGCCGUUCCAUCACCGCAGCUUGGCCAGCGACGAAACGUCCAUAGAGACUGAAGCGGCAGUAGGCCAGAGGCUGGCCAUGAGGGCUCAGGACAGCGGACGAUUUCGAUCUGCAGACGUCAUCGCCCUCCCCAAACCCCCCCAGCUCCACGGUGCAGCGAUCGGCGCUGGGCCCUCGGAACAAUCCAACUCGCCGCCUCCUCCGCCACUUAGCCCCCGCCCCAGCGAGCGCGGCGAGGAGUCAGGGGAGGUCAUAAAGAACCCCUCCACCCCCAACAGCCAACACUUCUACCAGCUCCCCCCAGAGCCCUGCUUGGCCACUGCAAAGGGCGACGGCGAGGAUCCCGGCGGGCCCCACGGUUUGAGCCAUCACUUCCACAACCCCCACUCUCAUCCGGGAACCUCUGCCUUCUCCGAGCCUCCCGAGCCCACCGUGUUCGUGGGCUCAGCGGUCAACCUGGAGGACGACGGCUGCCACACGCCGUGGAGGUUAUUCAACCUGCCCCGCAGGAAGGAGGCUAAGCUACCCACGCCGCCGCUGCCUGGAGACAAGCUGAGGGACGAGGCAGCGGCGUCACAGGACCUGGUGUCGGUUACAGAAGUGAUGUCUACAUCUAAAAUGCCUCUGAAGGUGUCCGAGGACCGGCUUCAGAUGUACAGAGCCAGGAGGAAUCAGUACCUAUCUGCCGCUGUCACCGACGGAGAUCAUGAGCCAGAGGAAGACCCCUACGCCUUCGAGGAAGGAGACGUUAAGUUCACCUUCUCCACGAAGAAGGACAAAGGAGGAGAGCGGGAGCCUGGAAAGAAACACAAGGGUGAAGAUGGAGGAACCGGUCAAACAGAUGAUGCGCAACGUGCGGCUGCUCACAACCGCAUGGCCUCGUCCAGCCUUAUGCACGUGACGGACCUGGUGGUUUCCUUCACCGACCUCGACAACCUCUUCAACUCGGACGAGGACGACCUGACGCCUGGUACCAGACGGCCCGUGAAUGGAACUGAUGAGAGAUUUGGGAACAAGGAGCCGAAGACAUCCUCGUUGGACCCCGUAUCUUGCAUCAGCUCGGCAGACCUGCACCAGAUGUUCCCCACGCCUCCCUCCCUGGAGCAGCACAUCAUGGGUUUCUCGCCCAUGAACAUGUGCAACAAGGAAUACAACAUCAUGGAGCCCAACCCCGGCAUGACCACGCUGGACGGCACCUCCAUGCUGGGGGGCCACUUCAAGAUCGAGGUGGAGGAGAGCUUCUGCAGCCCCAAGCCGUCUGAGAUCAAGGAUUACUCGUUUGUGUACAAACCUGAGCUGUGUCAGGCAUUUGUAGGCUGCUCCAUGUUUGCCCCCCUGAAGACGUUGCCCAGCCAGUGUCUCCCUCCCAUUAAACUACCGGAGGACUGCAUCUACAGAACAAGCUGGACGAUGGGCAGGGAGAUGCUCACUACUGUUCCUGUGAUGGGCUUCCUAAACAAAGACGGUAAUAUUCCCAGUGUUGGCAGUGCCAUGGACCAGGACUACACCCAGACCUACACCCCUCAGACCCACACCCCCUUUAUGUCCAACAGCGCUCCCCCCAGCAACAGUGGCACCGGCAUCCUGCCUUCCCCUGCAACCCCACGCUUCUCGGCUCCCACGCCACGCACACCCCGGACCCCGCGCACCCCUCGGGGCCCCUCCAGCGUCCAGGGCUCCCUCAAGUACGAGAACUCGGACCUGUACUCCCCGGCGUCCACCCCUUCCACGUGCCGGCCGCUGAACUCGGUGGAGCCGGCCACAGUCCCCUCCAUCCCCGAAGCGCACAGCCUCUACGUCACGCUGAUCCUCUCGGAGUCGGUCAUGAACCUCUUCAAGGACUGCAACUUCGACAGCUGCUGCAUCUGCGUGUGCAACAUGAACAUCAAAGGUGCCGACGUGGGCGUGUACCUGAGCGGUGCCGACGGCGAGGACCAAGACCCCUGCAGCUGCGGCUUCAGCGCUGUGGUGAACCGGCGAUACGGGAACGGCUCGGGCCUCUUCCUGGAGGACGAGCUGGACAUCAUCGGCCGCGGCUCGGACGUCAGCAAGGAGGCAGAGAAGAGCUUCGAGGAGCUCCGGCUCUCGUCGCUGGAGAGGACCGGGGUCGGGAGAGGGGAGCGCGUUCCCGACGAGCUCAUCGUGCUCCUGCAGGAUCAGUGCACAAACCCGUUUUCGCCCAUUUCGGUCAUGGAGCACGAGGCGGCGUCGAGGGGGUCGAGCAGCACGCCUGCGGCCCCCUGCCAGCGGGUGGAGGAGAGGGACUACCGCAACGACUGCUACAUGGCUCUGGAGCACGGCAGGCAGUUCAUGGACAACAUGUCGGGCGGCAAAGUGGACGAGGCGCUCGUGAAGAGCACCUGCCUUCAUCACUGGGCCAAACAAAACGCGGUGGACGUGAGUUCCCUGUGCUCUCAGGAUGUGCUGCGGGUGCUGAUGUCGCUGCAGCCUGUUCUCCAGGAUGUCAUUCAGAAGAAGAGGAUGGUGCGGUCGUGGGGCGUUCAAGGCCCCCUCACCUGGCAGCAGUUCCACAAGAUGGCCGGACGUGGCUCUUAUGGCACGGAUGAGUCUCCGGAGCCUCUGCCCAUCCCCACCUUCCUGGUGGGCUACGAGUAUGACUUCGUGGUGCUGUCUCCGUUCGGUUUGCCGUACUGGGAAAAGCUUCUGCUGGACCCGUACGGCUCCCAGCGGGACAUCGGGUACCUGGUGGUUUGCCCCGACAGCGAAGCCAUGCUCAGCGGUGCCAAAAGCUUCUUCCGAGACCUCACAGCCGUUUACGAGUCCUGUCGUCUGGGCCAGCACCGGCCGAUUUCCAGGAGUUACCCCGACGGCAUAGUGGUCGUCGGCGGCAGCGGAACCAAAAGCGUGAUGGAUCAGCCCGUCAGCGACUGGUUCCAUAAGGCUGCCGGCAGCAACAGCGACGCAUUCACCAAGCUCAAGCUUUACGCACAAGUGUGCCGACACAACCUCGCUCCUUACCUCGCUUCACAGACAUUAGACAGUUCACUCCUCACACAGCCUAGUGCCUCUUCUUCAUCCAAUCAGACGUCAUCCACUCAACAGUCUAACUCCACCUCCAGCACAGCCAGCCAGCUAGGUUCCUCCGUUCCCAACAGCAGCAGCAACGGUGGCUCUGGAAGCGCCUCAGCAUCAUCAAAUGGCCUCACAGCGACUUCAGGCCAGCCUGGCAGCUCCAUGCCGUCCGGCAAACCCAACUCUUUCCCGCCUUUCGGAAACAUGAACAGCCAGGGGUCCCAGAGCGGACAGGUGGGACAGCAGGCUGGCACCCAGAACGCUGCCUCCUCAGGGGAUAACUCCAGCAGCCAGGCCCAGGGACCCACGGAGCCUCCUGAAAGCACUUUGGAGCGGGAGAAAAUCGGCGUGCCCACAGACGGGGAGUCCCACGCUGUCACUUACCCUCCCGCCAUCGUCGUUUACAUCGUAGACCCCUUCAGCUACGAGGAGCCUGCCGACGGCGGCUCGGGGCCCGGGCCUACGCACUCCAGUGUGUGGACGCUGGGUUUGCUUCGCUGUUACUUGGAGAUGCUUCAGUGUCUCCCUCCACACAUCCGCAACUCAAUUUCUGUACAGAUCGUCCCAUGUCAGUAUCUACUUCAGCAAGUCAGAGGAGAAGACCGACAUAUCUACGCACAGCACCUCAAAUCUCUAGCCUUCUCCGUCUUCGCUCAGUGCAGACGGCCGCUGCCCACCUCCACCAAUGUCAAGUCGCUGACCGGCUUCGGCCCCGGCUUAGCCAUCGACAACUCGCUAAAGAGCACAGAGAGGCCGGAGUGUUUGCGUCUUUACACGCCGCCGUUCAUCUUGGCGCCGGUAAAGGACAAACAGACGGAACUCGGCGAAACGUUUGGUGAAGCGUCGCAAAAAUACAACGUGAUGUUUGUGGGAUACUGCCUGUCCCACGACCAGCGGUGGCUUUUGGCUACAUGCACAGACCUGUACGGCGAACUGCUGGAGACCAGCAUCAUCAACAUAGACGUGCCAAACAGAGCUCGGAGGAAAAAAGGCUCCGUACGUCGACUGGGCCUGCAGAAGCUGUGGGAUUGGUGCUUGGGACUAGUGCAGAUGACAUCCGUUCCCUGGAGAGUGGUGAUUGGCCGGUUGGGCAGGAUGGGGCACGGAGAGUUAAAAGACUGGAGCAUUUUGUUGAGCAGGAGAAACCUGCAGUCACUCAGCCGACGUCUGAAGGAAAUGUGUCGGAUGUGCGGAAUCUCCGCCUCCGACACUCCCAGCAUCCUCAGCGUGUGCUUGGUCGCCAUGGAGCCGCAGGGAUCCUUCAUCAUCAUGCCAGACUCCGUCUCCACAGGCUCCGUGUUUCGCCGGAGCACCACCUUGAACAUGCAGACGUCGCAGCUCAACACCCCGCAGGACACCUCCUGCACCCACAUCCUGGUGUUUCCCACCUCCGCCUCUCUCCAGGUCGCCAGCUCCAAUUACACUAACAUCGACACCAACAUCGACAUCCUCAACCCCACCACCGACGGGUCUGACAUUGGGAUCUUUGACCUGCUGGACCAGGAGAAUGAGUUGGACCCAGACAUCAUCAACAUCUCCCCCACCACUUCCCCAGUGCACUCCCCCAGCCAUCACUACCACCACGGAGCAGAUGGCAGCAAGGGUCAGAGCACAGACCGGAUGGAGUCCCAUGAAGAGGUUCCCAAUCUGCUGCAGCAACCCCUGGCACUCGGCUACCUUGUCUCCACUGCGAAGGCCGGCCCACUGCCCGACUGGUUCUGGUCAGCUUGUUCACAGGCUCAGAACCAGUGUCCGCUCUUCCUCAAGGCCUCUUUGCACCUACAUGUGUCUUCUGUGCAAUCAGACGAACUGCUGCAUAGCAAGCACUCCCACCCCCUCGACUCCAAUCAGACCUCAGAUGUGCUCAGAUUUGUGCUGGAGCAGUACAACGCUCUCUCCUGGCUGACGUGCGACCCGGCAACGCAGGACCGAAGAUCAUGUCUGCCUAUUCACUUUGUGGUGCUCAACCAGAUGUACAACUUCAUCAUGACCAUGUUGUAACCAGCGGCCCGUUGGCGGCGGAGACGCGUUUCAGAGAGGGAGCAAAGCAACCGGUCGCGUCGUGCGAGGACAACACCGGGAGUACAGAGCUGGAUCCUGUACCCAGAUGGAGUCCCUGCUUCCCAUCUCCCUGUGGCUGCUACAGGUCCACAGAGUCGACUCGUUGGCAACAAGGGAGUAACGGAGAGCGGAGGGACGGGAGGAGCUCGAAGCAGAGUCCCGAUAAAUGAGCGUGAGAGAAAUGACAGAUUUCUUGUCAUGGUAAUGUAGCAUGGCAGCAGAGUCACUGGCCAGUCCGUAUUAGAGAGUUUAUCUGUAAAGCUAUUGGAAGAAAAGGGACAUAUUUGAUCUAGGAAAAAAAAACUCAACAAAAAUGGAUCUCUGGUUUUCAUACGAGAAAUUCCUUUUUAAGGCUUUAGAUGAAAUAGUAUCCAAAUGAAAAAUGCCUGCAUCUAUCUUAUUUAUUGUAAGUUUCUAAAUGUAUAAAUUGUCAUAUUUCUUACCUUUUAUAUAUUAAAAAUGAAGGUUUAUAUCAGCCUUCCUGCUUUAAAGCAAUUGGUCUCAGACAUAAGUUAAUCGUCUUAAUAAGAGAAACCGGAAAAAAAGGAAAAACUCCAUAAAAAUAAAAGUCCCAGUAGGUUGCUUUUAGAGUAUUAUUUUUUGUAAUGGAGACAGAAUAUUUGUAUUGUCACAAUGUACAGAAGAAUUAGUGGAGAAUUAUGUUUCAUGCCUUUGAGCAUGAAGGACUUGCAGCAAAGCUGUAGCUACAGAGGACUUGUACAGCAAUGAACUUCACUGUGUUCAAAUAAAGAGGUACAUUGUUGUAUAUAAUAUUUUAUACCACACAUUUAGACACAAAAACCAAACUGCAAUAUAUAAAUAUAUAUAUAAAUAAUUAUAUAUGAAUCCCACGCCAGCUGUUGAUGGUGUGGCUUCUGUUUUAGGAAUAAAGUGUGUCAACUUAU